Sungouiella intermedia is the source of this 891-nucleotide messenger RNA. The record is from the annotation of a GenBank genome assembly. NCBI's taxonomy places the organism in Eukaryota, Fungi, Ascomycota, Pichiomycetes, Serinales, Metschnikowiaceae.
AUGAACUCGGCCGACUACAGAGUCACGUCGCUACUAACCGAACAUCUUGGGUUUGCACCACUCACACUCAUUGACGAGGUUAUCAAUGACGUCAACCAGAUCAUGUAUAACUGUACCGAUGCCUUGGAGCGGUUUCUCAUGAAACGCCGAGCAGCACAACUUCAACAGUUGGGUAAACCCACCGACAACGAUGGCGAUGGCGAUGUGUUGAUGGAUGGCACCACGCAGCCGGAAGCAGCGGGGGUUUUUCCAGCUGAGGAGAUCCGCCUGGGCGCUGCAGAACUUGAAACGCUCCUCGUGUCACAUGUCGACAAGAACUUUGACAAAUUCGAGCUAUAUACUCUUCGAAAUAUCUUCACUAUGCCGCGGGAUUUGGUGGAGGGCGGCUGGAUCCGGCUCAAGCACCAGGAAAAUGUCACGGCCGACUCCGUAGGUAAAGGGUCUGGCGAUGUGGACGAGGUCAUUAAACCAUUGGUUGAUAGCAUCAACUUGGAGCUCCAACUACGCAAGAUGCUUCUACUCCACAAGGUUAAAGCUGGGAAAAUCGUAGAGCUUCUCCGUCACUACAAGCGGUGUGUUAUUGCGAUUACGCAGGCAGGAGCGGAGCUGAAGUUACUGCCAGAGGCAGCAACGAUUCUCAAAGAUCUCCAACCUAUGAAUGAGAAUGUCUAUUAUCUUUUAGGGCAGGUAGACGAGCUCCUUAAGCAGGUGCUUCGACUCAACGACAAGUUCAUGAAGGACGAACAGGUCAAUGGCUUACGAAACAUGAAGUUCGGUGCUAGUCUGCGGGAUCGUUACAUUCGGGACAAGUCGCUCAAGAUUUUGGAUGAGAUUGGAGUGUUGGGCAGUGAUGUUGGAGGGAAGGUUUUGUACUCUGCGUACGCGCAGUGA